AUGCCUCGCUUUCAAAUUCCGGACGCAGUAAAGGCGGCUGGAAUCACUGUGUACGAUCCCAAUGAUCCCUCUUUCAUGACUCCUAUUAUUGGAACAGGGCAGCCCUUGCCGGAUUUGCGUAUGGAUCAUCCUGCAUUCAGAGUGCCUUCAAUUGAGGAGCAUCCACUCUACCACGACACUCGGUGCUUUCUUUUUGAUGGAAGUAUUCCAAUGAGUGACGGUAUCGAUCAAGCGGCUGUGCUGAGUAAAGCUAUUGUGAGAGAAGGUUUGCCAGAGACGGUGAUUCAUCGUGCGGCGCAUGUUGAUAUCUCCGAAGAGCAGGUUCGCGAUGCAAUUCUUCAUGGUGAAAAAUAUGAUCCUACACUGGAAAAGUUGCCAAGAAGAUUUGAUCCUGUGCUCUUCUGGGUGCAACAUAUUAGGGUCCAUGGAACACCAGUUAUAAAGCGACUAGUCGAUAGAGAUGAACCGCUCAGCGCCACAUUACCAACUGUUGGAUCAUUCGCUCCAAGUCCGCUAGUGCUUCGCUUCCAACCUCACGUAACUCUUCAAGGAUCCAAGCCAAUCAGUCCAUGGGCAACAGCUGAUGAAGUUGAAGAAACAAGAGUCGAUAGAGAUGAACCGCUCAGUUCCACAUUACCAACUGUUGGAUCAUUCGCUCCAAGUCCGCUAGUGCUUCGCUUCCAACCUCACGUAACUCUUCAAGGAUCCAAGCCAAUCAGUCCAUGGGCAACAGCUGAUGAAGUUGAAGAAACAAGAGAACAAAAUGCUGCAAACGCAGUGAUGCAUACUUUUGGAGCGGCAGUGGCGGAGGCGACAAGAAGGAAUUCGUCAAGGGAUUUGAAGAAGGAUCCUGUGGUGGUCAAAGGAGUCCAGCUUGUGGAUGGCAAGGUUGACCUCAUCACGUUCCAGCUUAACACGUUGAAUUUAACCUCUGAGGACUCGACUAAAAAUAUAGUGUGGGUUGAAAAAGGUUGCUAG
This is a messenger RNA of Ostertagia ostertagi, 978 nucleotides long. Lineage: Eukaryota; Metazoa; Nematoda; Chromadorea; Rhabditida; Trichostrongylidae. The record is from the annotation of a GenBank genome assembly.